CGGCGGUCACAUGACCGGCCGGUGAGGCAGGGGCCGGCGGAGGUGCGUGGUGCUGCUGCCCCGCAUGGCCAACGUCGCCAAGAAGGUGUCCUGGUCCGGCCGCGACGGCGACGACGACGAGGAGGACGACCAACACGUGGGCGAGACCACCCCGCUGCUCAACGGUACCGGCCCCGGGGCGGCGGGUGGCGCCCGGCAGCUCACUUCUUCCUCCUUCCUGCGCAUCGGGCAGCUGAGCAAUGUGGACCUCAACGAGGACAUCCGUGAGCUGGAGACGGAGCUCCCACGGCAGCAUCCCAACGAGAUCCCCCACAACGAGAAGCUCCUGUCGCUCAAGUACGAGAGCCUGGACUAUGACAACAGUGAAAACCAGCUGUUCCUGGAGGAGGAGAGGAGGAUAAACCACACGGCUUUCCGGACAGUAGAGAUCAAGCGCUGGGUCAUCUGUGCCAUGAUCGGCAUCCUCACUGGCCUCGUCGCCUGCUUCAUCGACAUCGUGGUGGAGAACCUGGCUGGGCUGAAGUACCGGGUGGUGAAGGGCAACAUCGACAAGUUCACAGAGAAAGGGGGCCUGUCUUUCUCCCUGUUACUUUGGGCCACCCUGAACGCCAGCGUGGUGAUGGUGGGCUCCGUGAUUGUUGCUUUCAUAGAGCCCGUCGCAGCCGGCAGCGGCAUUCCCCAGAUCAAAUGCUACCUCAAUGGUGUGAAGAUCCCGCACGUUGUCCGCCUCAAGACCCUGGUGAUCAAAGUCUGCGGGGUGAUCCUCUCGGUGGUCGGCGGCCUUGCCGUUGGGAAGGAAGGACCCAUGAUUCACUCUGGAGCGGUGAUUGCUGCCGGGAUCUCCCAGGGAAGAUCCACGUCUUUAAAGCGAGACUUCAAGAUCUUUGAGUACUUCCGCAGAGACACAGAAAAGAGGGAUUUUGUCUCGGCUGGAGCUGCUGCUGGCGUCUCGGCUGCGUUUGGUGCCCCCGUGGGUGGUGUCCUCUUCAGCUUGGAGGAAGGGGCUUCCUUCUGGAACCAGUUCCUGACGUGGAGAAUUUUCUUUGCCUCCAUGAUAUCUACAUUCACUCUGAACUCUGUCCUGAGCGUUUACCACGGCAAUGCUUGGGAUCUCUCCAGCCCUGGGCUCAUCAACUUUGGCAGGUUUGAUAACGAGAAAAUGGGAUAUACGAUCCAGGAAAUUCCUAUCUUCAUCUUUAUGGGAGUCGUUGGUGGGAUCCUCGGGGCCCUGUUCAACGCCCUCAAUUACUGGUUAACGAUGUUCCGGAUCAGGUACAUCCACCGGCCCUGCCUCCAGGUGGUCGAGGCCAUGCUGGUGGCAGCAGUGACAGCGACCGUGGGGUUUGUCAUGAUUUAUUGCUCGAGAGACUGCCAGCCCAUCCAGGGGAGCUCGGUGGCAUAUCCCCUGCAGCUUUUCUGCGCUGAUGGAGAGUACAACUCCAUGGCCACUGCCUUCUUCAACACACCUGAGAAGAGUGUCGUCAACCUCUUCCAUGACCCCCCAGGUUCCUACAACCCCAUGACGCUGGGCAUGUUCACGCUGAUGUAUUUCUUCCUGGCCUGCUGGACCUACGGCCUCACGGUGUCUGCGGGGGUCUUCAUCCCCUCCCUGCUGAUCGGCGCUGCCUGGGGGAGGCUCUUUGGCAUCUCCCUGUCCUACCUGACCAAAGGCUCGAUCUGGGCUGACCCGGGGAAGUACGCCCUGAUGGGAGCUGCUGCACAGCUAGGUGGGAUAGUGCGGAUGACGCUGAGUCUCACAGUCAUCAUGAUGGAGGCGACAGGCAAUGUCACUUACGGUUUCCCCAUCAUGCUGGUGCUGAUGACGGCGAAGAUUGUGGGAGACUAUUUUGUGGAGGGUCUCUACGACAUGCACAUCCAGCUGCAGAGCGUGCCCUUCCUGCACUGGGAGGCCCCGGUGACGUCCCACUCCCUCACGGCCAGGGAGGUCAUGAGCACUCCUGUCACCUGCCUGCGGAGGAUCGAGCGAGUGGGCACGGUUGUAGACAUCCUCAGCGACACCUCCUCCAACCACAACGGCUUCCCGGUGGUGGAGAGCAACCCUGACGCCACGCAGGUGGCAGGACUGCGGGGUUUGAUCCUGCGUUCCCAGCUCAUCGUCCUGCUGAAGCACAAGAUUUUUGUGGAGAGGGCCAACCUGAGCCUGGUGCAGCGGCGGCUGAAGCUGAAGGAUUUUCGGGAUGCCUACCCCCGCUUCCCCCCCAUCCAGUCCAUCCACGUCUCCCAGGAUGAGCGCGAGUGCAUGAUCGACCUCAGCGAGUUCAUGAACCCCUCGCCCUACACCGUGCCUCAGGAGGCGUCUCUCCCGCGGGUGUUCAAGCUCUUCCGAGCCUUGGGACUGCGGCACUUGGUGGUCGUGGACAAUCGCAACGAGGUGGUGGGCAUGGUCACCCGCAAGGACCUCGCCAGGUACCGGCUGGGGAAGGAAGGCCUGGAGGAGCUCUCGCUGGCACAGACGUGACAUGGGGCGGUGUUGCCCAGUGGAGAUGUGCCCCGGCCCCUCGGAGCUGGGGACCCCCUUUUGCAGGAGGCGGGGAGAGGACUGGGCCGACCUGUGCAGGCAUCGCGGUGCCUGGAGCACUGGCACGGCCGUGCUGCCCUGGCUCUCCUGCCCGUUGCUGCCUUCCCACGUCUACUGCCUCCUCUUCUCUUCGCCCCUUCCUCUGCUUUCCCAAGGGAUCAAAACACACCCUUGGCUCCGUUAACUCUUGGCGUAGGCUCUCCCUGAGGGUUGGGUGAAGGCUGGAGCGUGGCAGGGGGAGCAGAAGUGCCCUGCUGAGCCGGGCACCGUUUCUCUGCCAUGGUGCCUGCCCUCCAUCAACUCGUCCACCCAGCCCAAGCUGUCCAGGACCCUGCUGUGCUCCAGCUGCUGCUGCAAGGCCUAUGGGGGGAGUGGAGGGGAUGUGGUGGGGCUCCCCUCUGCUCCCAGGGCCUCAUUCCCCCUGUCCCGUGCUCCCGCUGGCUGGGUCGGGCUGAGCCCUGGGGCAGGCUCCUGUAUCUCUGGCCAGAGGAGGGGGCCGUGCCCUGCCUGCUCGGCUGUGCAAUAAAAGGGCUCCUGUGGUUCAGCA
This is a messenger RNA of Grus americana (Whooping crane), 3086 nucleotides long. RefSeq names its product chloride voltage-gated channel 7 (gene CLCN7). Bases 65 to 2479 code for a protein of 804 amino acids. The transcript has 25 exons. Lineage: Eukaryota; Metazoa; Chordata; Aves; Gruiformes; Gruidae. The record is from RefSeq and is a predicted model, not a curated record. Gene Ontology annotation, cellular component: intracellular membrane-bounded organelle; lysosomal membrane. Gene Ontology annotation, biological process: chloride transport; transmembrane transport. Gene Ontology annotation, molecular function: voltage-gated chloride channel activity.